This is a messenger RNA of Lithohypha guttulata, 1290 nucleotides long. RefSeq lists its product as uncharacterized. NCBI's taxonomy places the organism in Eukaryota, Fungi, Ascomycota, Eurotiomycetes, Chaetothyriales, Trichomeriaceae. The record is from RefSeq and is a predicted model, not a curated record. The transcript is spliced from 4 exons. Bases 1 to 1290 code for a protein of 429 amino acids. Gene Ontology annotation, molecular function: oxidoreductase activity.
AUGUCGACAACGCUGACGAGUACCACUAUCGAGACCGAGACAGUCCGUCUCCCUUCGCCCACGAAGCGAGCCAAAUUAGAGCCUGCUCCUAUCUACGAUGUUCACAAGUUGUCUGACGGACGUACUCAGAAGCUACGACAACUGCUUGAGAAAGGCCAUGUCACUGUAGCGCCUCUACGCAAUCCAGAAUUGAUUCUUCAUAGUCAUCUCCCACAUCUUCUAGGCUCUGCCUAUGGAUUGGGCGCCGACAGCGAGCAGCUUACCAAAACCUACGACCACGACGUAACGACCUUGGUCAAUAUCGAUGAGACGUUCAUUCGAGGCGACAAGAUUACGAGAGACAACUGGAGGGAUUUCUUAGGCCAGAAGUCUUACACUGUUGCUUACGUCGAUUUCUUCGAUGAAGAGGUCCGAAAGAACGACGGUGAUUGGGAGAAGGUCGUUCAAGAAUACCUAUAUUCAGGACCGGAGCCUCUAAUCAAUGGCCUCUGCGGUGGUCUCUCACAUCCGUUCAUCCAUCUUGCAUAUGGAUAUGAACUUCGAAUGCCUGAAAUUAUAACGGAAGCCCUGAGUUUGGGAUGCACAGAAUAUGUGCUCUGCCAUGGAUUGAUAGAUAAUCCUCCACCGAUUCCUGCACCAUAUACGACUUCCAACCUAUCAGAGGUUAUCAAGCGUGUGCAGCACGAUCAGCAAUUCGAUGGUGUCGUCGAUAAGCCUGGAACCGUGAACUUUGGCAUUGUGCUAGAGCACCGCUUCGAAGCUUUCAUUCAGCACUGGAACGCCUUCGAAGUCAAAGACCCCGUACAGCAGUUUGAACAUUGUUGCGACUUAUCAGUUCUACUAGCAACUAGCUGGGGAUACGAGGAGGGGAAGUACGACUUCUUUCACGCCCACAUUAUGACUGUCGCACACGCCCUCCGAGUGCUAUGGCACUACUUCCCUGCUGAAAGGCGAGUCUCGAUCUUGCGCCAGUAUGCUUUCUUCACCAUUCAAGUGUACCUUCUUCAAAAGCGACUGCCAUUCGGAAUUGAGCCGCUGGAAGCAAUUGAGACGAAGGGUCGAGACUGGAACUGGGUCACAAAGACGGCACUUGAGCACAAGUGGGCGUUGGAUGAUCAUUUUUUCAAGGUCGUUCGGGCUUUCAAAGCGUUCUCCGAGACAUAUGGUGAAAAGGACGGUUUCUACUUGAAGGGAGCCAUUAAAUAUGUGACCACCUUUCGUGGUUGGGAGGGUUUCGGAGAUGGCCUGCCGGGUUUCCAUCCUGCCAAGGAUGGGUUCAACCCAGAGUGA